CCACCACUGGGGUAAGGCAUGCGAGAGGUAAGAGGGACGAAAGGGGAAGUAGGGGAAAGGAAUAUGUAUCAGAGGGUUGCGGUAUUUACCUUCUAUUGUUAUGCUCGUUCAAUACAUUGUUGACCACAUGGUGCUGGGCGAGCGAUAUGUAGACGCAUGCAACAGAGUCAUUUGGAUAAUACAUGUUUUUAGAAGAGCUUGAUGUGUAACCGGGCCGUGUGGAGUCUGCACUGUUUAGCUCUAUAGGACUCCACCUACUAUUUGGCUUUUCCGGUCUGUUCCAUGCAAUGCCUUUCCAUCGAACUAUGGAACCCAGAUUGCAAGAACACCGGAAGAGGUAGGGAUGUGUUCAUGAUUAUCUUUGCUGCAAGUAAUAAAAUAUUUUCCACUGUUCUUUCUUCUGGCAGUGGACAUGAGUGAACCAAUGGUGUAUCAAACUGGGUUAUAUCGGGCUUACUGUUAAAAUUACUUUUGUUUUAUUGUAUAUGUGUUUCUACAGCUGAUUGCUCGGAUUUUUACACUUUACUUGAAUAUUUUGUAUUUGAAACAAGUAUGCUUGUACUUAGUACUUUCACUUUCAUGAAUUCUGUGACAAUAAUUGUGAUAGAAUUGCAGAGAAAAGGGCUCUCUUGCUUCAUGAGUUUUAUCUAUAUGAAAAAAAUUUUUAAGUUUCUUGUUCUACACAAAAGUUUUGUUGGGCUGUAUUAGCUUCCGUACGUUUUCCUCAGGAAUUAUGUAACCCUGUAUGUAAAAGCUGUUCUUUUAACGGCCAUUUUGAGAGCAUAUUUCGGGAAAUGAAAGUAAGUCUUUAAAAAAUUACUGAUCAUAAGUAAUCUGUCUACAGUAGCAGACGCUGAUCAUUGAUUGGUCCACGUGAUCCUCUGAUGUCAUGGAUGGUGUGGACAGUGGUCCAAAUGAAUCUCCCUGAUCCGAAUACAUUCGUCAACUUGAACUUAUAUGUCUCAAUCUGUGACCUUUGGUAACACAAAAGAAGAACCCUUACGAUAUUUGAAGUUUCCGAUUCCCACUUAAAAAAUGUGCUCUUAAACAGAAAUCAUAUUGCGUCUCUUAGGCUUCUGAGGAACAGAAAUAUUAUUUCAAAAAACCAUAAGGCCGUACUCACAAAUUCAUUUUUGGCAGUGUGAUUAGAAAUUAUAUAUUUUUACUGUACCAAAUAACUAAAUAUUCUUAAGUUCCCACAGUUUUCAUAAGUUAAAUAAAUAAAUAAAACUUAGCUGCAUACUCAUUUACAAUGCAUAAAAAUAAUAAAAAAAACUUAUUUGGUAAUUUAUAUUUAGUGCAUUCUGGUGACUACUUUAGCAGUCAGUGAGAACAGACAUUGAAAUUGUAGACAGAACCGUUUUCCAUGUGACAGUGUGACAUCAUUUACGUUGGAACAAGGACACGGAUUAUUCACAGAUUCUGACUCUUUUAGACAGGCCUUAAAGGUCACAAAGUUAAUAUAGUUUCCCAAUACUCAGCCACAUGUAUAACAAUAGUUCUCUCAUGGAGUAAGGUGACGCAUGGUAAGACCCAACUUGUUUUCCAGAGAACCUGGGUUGGAACUGCGAGCCGGUCACAAAUUUUGCUGUUUACACAACUGACUCUUGUCCCAAUGUCCCUGUUUUCUGUUGUGUAUCACCUUAUCUAAUAACUUUGCUGUCAACGAAACAAAAGUUAUAAAAAAAGGUUCUCUUUGUACAGUUGUGGACAUCCGUGUGAAAUAUAAAACCUUGAAGAUAUUGAUUAGCGAAUAAAUUUUAUCAUAUGUAUUUUACUGUCCUAUAUGUUAUGGUAAUGAAGAAAUAUAUUUUUAGAAUUUUAUAAACAGAUAAAAGUGUGAAGUAAAUGUAUGCUUGGAGACAUUUAUGUUCCUUGUAUAACUUUGUUUGGUUCACUGAUAAGAGAGAAUUUUAAAUGUGAAAUAGUGUUAUCUUUCAGUAAGUUAUUUGCUAAUAUACAAAGAUUCGUGGUCUACUAGAAUUUCUACGGAUCAAGGCUGUUGGAAAUUUUUAAAUUUUAUUUAAUUUGUUUCUAACCAACAAUGAUCUUCAUUCAUAAGUUCAUUACAGUCCAAGUCAUAUAUUUUUUUUUUAUCCGUGGUUGGUUUAGUUGUAUGCUAAUUGUCUCUUUAUUAGCUUAAAAGCAUUGUCUCUUUAUUAGCUAAAAACAGUUUGAAAAUUAAAAAAAAAAACAACCUUAAACAGUGUAGUUUAUGUUGGUAUGAAUGCACCACAGUUCAUACAAUACCGCUCGUUGUGUGCGAGAGAACUAAAGACUAAAUGAAUCAUAGGUAAUCAAACAAGCUUCUUACAGCAGUAUCUCAGAUGCCUGUCUAAAAUUAAUAGUUUAUUAAUUUACUUUUUACAUGCACGUACUUUACCCUUUAAAAGAUAAUAUAGAUUUAUAAAAAAAUGAAAACUUUUUGUAAGGUCAAAACAAUGCCGUGUUCUGAGAAAAUUAAAGUUUUCUAUUUUAUUCUGUUUAUGUUAAAGCAUAUGACAUGUGGACAGUAGACAAUAUUGACUAAGUUGUCACAACAAAAGAGUUUUCUACCCAACAAUAUGGAGCCCUCAUUAGUAAUAAAUAGGAUUCAAGUAAUGUAUGUAGAAAAUGUGUGGAAAAAUUGCUAAAUCUUCUUUUUACAUAUUUGUGGAUCUUCCUUGUGCAGUUUGGAAGCCCUCCGUGUUAGGUUAAGUUUGCUUCCUUAUAGUAGAACGCAAACAUAUGAAAGGUUAUAAAAAUAAUUGAGUGAUUGUUUUUAGCAUGCUCCAUUUUGCUGGUCCUUGUAAAGUUAGAAUAUUUCACUUAAACCAAUUAGUAGUCCUUAAAAGCUUAACAUGAGCUUAUCAGUAUUGAUAUGCAUGUAAUAAAAUAAUAGCUAUAUAUAUAUUUUAAAACUUAAUUGUUUUACGAGAGUUUUAAUGAACCAUACGUAGGCAGGGAGUUUAGUACUUUAGAUGCUUGAUAUGUUUAACUAUCAUUAUUUUUAAAUUUCAUUGGGAAUGCUUGUUUAUUAUCUUCUAUUCUAGGUGUGCAGGAGAAUGUGGUAUUUCGGGUGAGACAGCCUGUGGCAAAAGCAGUGACAUCAAGCCCGUUGGCAAGAAAUGUAAAGAUUGUGGGCAGUUUUUCAGUAGGCGCAAAAUGGUGGUCCAUCGAAGACUGCACGAAUCUCGCGAACCAUACCGCUGCGAAGUGUGCAGCAAGGUUUUCAGGACGGAGUUGACUUUCAGCAUCCACAUUCAGGUGCACAGCUCGAGCGACAAAGACUUGACGUGCAAGUUGUGCGAGAGGGCAUUUCCUUCCCCGAGCGUGCUGGUGAAACACAUGACGAGCCACCUGAAGGAGCGCCCUUUUUCGUGCGAAUUGUGCGAGAAAACUUUCAAACGCAAGCACGAACUCACCAGCCAUGUCAAAGUACACUCCGGAGUAAAAAACCACGUGUGCGAUGUCUGCGGUUACGCUACCAUGUACAAAGCUGCCCUCAAGAUACACCAGAAGAGGCAUGUUCGUGAAGCCCUUUUCCCUUGCGGUUCUUGCGGCAAGAAGUUCUACACAAAGUCGGAGCUGCAGAGCCACUCCAACACGCACGGCGGUAAGAAGCAUCAGUGCGAGCUCUGCGGGAAAGCGUUCGUCUACAGGCACAACAUGCUGGUUCACCAGAGGUGCCACGAUCCCGCGGCAAGCGCCAGGCUGUUCCGGUGCGAAGCGUGCGGGAAGGGCUACCGGCAGAAGAACAAGCUCACGAGCCACGUGCGCGCCCACACCGGCGAGCUGAGGUUCGUGUGCGACAUCUGCGGCAAGUCCGUGACGAGCAACGUCUCCCUGCAGACGCACCGGCGCUCCCACACGGGCGAGAAGCCCUUCGCUUGCGACACCUGCGGCAAGGCCUUCAACUCCUCCAACUACCUGGCCGUGCACAGGCGCUCCCACACGGGCGAGCGGCCCUACUCGUGCGACCAGUGCGGCAAGUCGUUCACCCAGCGGUCGACCCUGGUGGCCCACUCGCGGUGCCACUCGGGCGUGAGGCCGUACGAGUGUCGCAUCUGCCGGCGUCGGUUCGUCACCAGGCGCCUUCUCAACGCGCAUCAGCACUGUCACAGUUAGUCCCUGCCGUGCAAGUAAAUACAUGAGACUGAUAGUUUGAUGUUAAAACUUUCAUUUGUGGGCUAGUGUAAAUAUUACAUUAUCUGCAGUUGUCAGCAUAAAACAGUCUGUUGUUUCUUCAUGAUGGCUACCUACCAGAUUCUCUUAAUUAGUACGAGACUAUAACAACAUAGAAAUAAACUUUGAAAAAAUUUAUUUGUGAAUUGUCUAGUCAAUAAUUUUGGGUAAAUUAUUUAGAACGAAAAUCAUAGCCAAAUGUGAUGGGGUCCAAAAUGGCUGGUAUUAUUCCCCUUAACGUGUGGACACACUAAAGUGAUUGAUGCAGCAGUAUUGCUGGGCGUUAUCAUCUUGAUGGUUAUUUCUUACGUGUGCAUGAUACCUUAAAAGGGGUUUAGGCCCGGGCCAUAUUGGGGUUUUUCAAUUUUUAACUAUAAUUCCAUUUUUGGCCCAAGAAGGCCUAAAUCACAUUUUUCCGAAGGUUUGACACCUUGUUACAAUCUGAUGUUUACUAACAUUCUCAAGUCUGUAACAGACGGAAGAAAUAAAUGAUCAUUUUGUGAGUGCUGCUAUUACUGUCAUGAUCAUUCCAGGCCACGAAUUUUGAGUGCCCGAAGCUAGAUCCUGUGUUGUGUCAGGCUGUAUUGCAAGAGGUGGCAAAAUAUCUGAAAAUCCACAAUGGCCCAGCAUAGGUUGAACUAGUGGAGGGGAUUCUGCGGUGGUUUCACAACGCAAUGUGCAGUGUGGAGGUGAAGGCAACAGAAGUACUGGACCCGGGAAGAAAAUGUGAAAAAUUCCCCAACCCUGGGAAUUGAACCCGGGACCCUCAGCUCACCAGCCACAAUCGCGGGGGGGGGGGGGGGGGGGGAAUGGGAAGAGUGCGUGUAACUUGGUACACAUGAUAAAAGUGAAACUUCUUUGGCAAUUCAAACCUUGACUCGUAAGUACAUCGUAAGAUAUAUUAUAAGUAUCUAUCGUAAGAUAAUAAUUUUGAAUGUCUCUGUGUUCACAGCCACAUGCUUAGACAAAUAUCCGAGUAGUUGAUUACAAGUAAUAAAGAUGUAACAGUACGCCACAACGCACAAAAAGUUUGACCCAGAAAAUAUCCUGCACAGGGAUAUCCAGACAAUCGGAUUAUGAUAAAUAUAGAUGUACAACUUUACAUAAACAUUCAAAUGAAAACGCAAGACUAUCGCAAAAUAAUACUGUCGUAAAAAUUUGAAGGCAAUAUUAUAAUAAUGACUCAGCAUAGACGUUCAGGAAUUACAAGUUAAACAGCAAAAUAACAAAUUUAAAUACUUAAAUUACAUGGCGUGAGUCCAGGGGGAAAAUGUGUGGUUUUCAUCCAUGCAAUAAAUUGCAGUUAGGCAAGAGUUACCAAGUGACAGGCUCACACAAGUACAAUGCAACACUGCCGUAAUGUACUCGCAUACAGCCCAAGGUACACGAUGCUGAAAUAGCAGAUUGAAAGACCAAAUGCUUAAACUUCACACUGAGCAUUAGCAAAUUCAUUUCUGGGCAGCGUAUCGCGGACUACUUUUAACAAGCAGUUAAUCAUUUGCUCAAUAUUAAAUGACUACUGAAAAAGAAAAGCUCGGAGGGGGCAGACAAGGGGGAACAAACGGUGACGUUAAUGUAAAAAUUUUUAAAUAAUAGCAAAUAAACAAACCUGACGUGAUGAACAAGACAUGGUACACCACCAAAACACAGCAGAGGCGAACGUAAUUUUAAAGUCAGCAGCUGGAAAUAUAAUUGGUGUACUGACAAUCAUCAUUAACUUUAAAGGUGUAGAUGUCGCACACCUAAACACAAAAACGGAUAGUUACCCCUAACUCACGAUUCAUGCUAAGCACCGCUCUCAUCUCACAAACGAAGAAAAAAAUAUGUGAGAACGGCUAAGUCGAAUCUACAUCGCGGGGAAUUGACUACACAAUCGACGACACGGCUGGUAGCCUAACUGAAAACAAGUUAACUAAACCAGAAACAAGAAGCCCUUAUAAAGCAUACUACCCUGCAAGUGCACAAGCCUCGAACCAGAGAGGAGAAGAAGGGGAACUCACAUCCGCACAUAAGAAAAGGGUAUAGGAAGGGGAAAGGAGGGGAAACAUGAGAUAGUCGGAUUUUGGCGCUCGCACGGGAACCGAUGAAUUUCAAAAGUCAGUUGAAAAUCAGUAAUGCUUAAUUAACAAUAAAUACUACUCUCUGUUAAAAUACUCACAUCAUAAAGAAAAACUGUGUGUAAUUGUUUGUUCAAAUAAUUCUGCCAUUUGGAACAUGCAAAAUCUCUGAACGAAAUAUGAAAUUCAUAUUUCUGUCUUACCAGUGCUCUCUACACUGCUGGUUGAACAAGGAGGAACGUGAGCGCACUGCUAGCAAAUUUAGAAUUCAAGGCAUGCACACACACUGUCUUAUUCUUUCGUUGGCCAAUUACCUGUUCUCUGUCCUUUCCACAUCAGAAACUUUUCACAACAAUGUUUCACAAAAACGUGGCAUUAAAAUUCGGCCUUGAAAUUUUACUCUCAUGGCGCCCAAAAAAGUUUCACUUCAAAAAUUAAAGAUAUUAAAACGUAAUGUGGUGCUACUAACGGUAAGGUAUUAAAUAAAAUGUAAUCUUUCUUAACACUCUGUUUUUGUAACUUUAAAUUCUUGGCGCAUUGAUUAAAAAAAAAAAAAAAAAAAACCUUUUUAUAGUUGUCAUUUUAUGCACUGUUUGAUGGUUGGUAUGAAUACAAAAUGUUUUCAUUCAAUGAAACUAUAAGCAAUUGGGGGCUGGAUUCAGUAAUCAAUAUUGGUAUUCUGUACGGAAUUUUAUUCUUAUUCUGUGCGUAAUUUAUUCUUAUUCUGUGCCUAGGCAAAUACAGCAGGUUGUGUUAAAUAGGUGUUGCCAUACCAAUUAUUAACUUGUCAUUUAUUUUAUGAAUGUGAAAUAUUUUCAUUCUUUAUUUCUGCCUAAUACAUAAUCAUAUUCUCUGCAAAUACAAUGGAUAUCUCAACUCAUUUGUAGUAACUUUUUUUUGUGUGUUAGCUGUUUGGAUUUACGUGUAUUUCAUUUAUGAUCACAAGUUACCCUUUGAUCGUAUUGUGAAUAUGUUUAUUUAUUGCUCACCCUUGCAAUCACUUCAUGGGGAGUUGGUGUGCAUGUGACAAUUUUAAAUAAAUAUAAAUUAAAACUUUUUCAAUUUUUUUUUUUAAACUUAACCAUGAUUAUACUUGCAUUUAAAAUAAAUUGUAAACAGUAAAACUUGUGUUUAUUACGGCUACCAAUAGAAUUUAAAUGAAAAUUCUUGACUAAAAUAUUUUUUGUUUAUAUGUAUAUACUUACUGCAUCUCUGCUGAGUGAAAUUGUGAAACACACUAAUUAUUAGUGCAGAUGUUUGUUACAGUAUGAUAUGCACUGCAUUUUUCUAACUCUAUUGUUUAUAAUAGUAUUAUAUUUGUGUGUACAGGUUUAGAAUCAUUUUUUGUCAACUAUUUGUAUAUGUUUUGUUUCUUUAAAUGCAAUUUUUUGUAUCUCUAAUGAACAGCUAACUCUAAAAUGUGGUAAAACAACAUGAAGCAAAUGUUAUUGUUGGGACUUACUUGAAAUUUUGAGUUAGAUUUUGAUUUUAAGAUUGUGUGCUUGUAGUAGUAUUAGCAUCACUCAUAGAUCAGCCAAGGAAAUUAUGUGCAGUACAAUAAAUAAUAAAUUUUAUAGUAAUAAAGUGCCAAUCCAAUGUAA
Messenger RNA from Bacillus rossius redtenbacheri, 7822 nucleotides. RefSeq names its product zinc finger protein 267-like. The record is from RefSeq and is a predicted model, not a curated record. The coding region runs from base 3145 to 4107 and encodes 320 amino acids. The transcript has a single exon. Lineage: Eukaryota; Metazoa; Arthropoda; Insecta; Phasmatodea; Bacillidae.